AUGCCACGGCGGUCCUUUGAGUGCAGCGGCAAGCAUGAGACAAGACUUGAGCAGUGUACAGAAGCAUUGCUGGUCAUCUCCACAGAACAGUUGUUGAGCCGGGUGGACGGUGCGACUGCUUUCUUUCGGUACAAGGCUUCAUCCACCAGCGAUUUAGGGAUCUGCGAAGCUUUCUUGGAUGUCCCAGCCAGCCAUCGGCUGGAGAACCAGGUCUUCCCCUUCCGUCCGAGCACACUUCGGAGAUAUUACACACGAGAAGCGUUCCAACGUGGCGGUUGUAAUCCACAGCAAGCAUCCGGUUGGCGGAAAUUGCCUGCAGGCGCACGUCCAGCUGCAAGCUGCAGAUUCAUCAGUCGAGCGCCCGGGGUUCGCGCGUGCGGAGACGGGUCUAUCAAUGAUGCAUGUCGUCGAUAUUCGUUCCAAAAACAUGGUCAGCUGGACUUUGGACAAACUGAUCGGGCCGGUUUUGGAUGUGGAUGUGGAUGUGGAUGA
Ascochyta rabiei is the source of this 492-nucleotide messenger RNA. RefSeq lists its product as uncharacterized. The coding region runs from base 1 to 492 and encodes 163 amino acids. The transcript has a single exon. NCBI's taxonomy places the organism in Eukaryota, Fungi, Ascomycota, Dothideomycetes, Pleosporales, Didymellaceae. The record is from RefSeq and is a predicted model, not a curated record.